AUGGCAAGAAAUGUCCUUAUUACAGGUUGCUCCUCAGGAAUUGGACUGGCCUUAGCUGUAAAAAUGGCAAAAGAUGAACAGAAAAGAUUUAAAGUAUAUGCCACAAUGCGGAAUCUGGCCAAGAAAGACCCCCUUGAGGAAGCUGCAGGUCACAUGCUGGGCAAAACCCUCGAAAUUAAACAGCUGGAUGUCUGUGAUGAACAAUCUAUUAAAACUUGUGUGAAUAGUAUCCCUGACAGAAGGAUUGAUGUCCUAGUUAGCAAUGCUGGAAUGGGACUCAUUGGACCUAUUGAAUGUCAGACCAUAGAUGAAAUGAAAACUGUGAUGGAUACCAACUUCUUUGGACUGGUUCGACUCCUGAAGGAGAUUUUGCCUGACAUGAAGAGGAGAAAGAGUGGGCAUAUAGUUAUAAUAAGCAGUGUUAUGGGAAUACAAGGUAUCUUAUUUAAUGAUGUUUAUGCUGCAUCUAAGUUUGCUGUGGAAGGAUUCUGUGAAAGUUUAGCUAUACAAGCACUCAAGUUCAAACUGCAGUUAAGUUUGAUUGAACCAGGCCCAGUGGUUACAGAGUUUGAAAGAAAAGUGUUUGAAGAUGGAAUGAAAAUGGAUCUUUCAGCUGCAGAUGAGGAAACAGCUGAGAUGUUUACUAAUAUCUACCUUAAAAAUUUCAAACAAAUUUUCCAGAGCCUGGGACAAAGUGCUGAAGAUGUUGCAGAGCAUACAGUAAAGAUAAUUCUUGCAGAAAAUCCACCUUUUCGCCAUCAGACCAACACCUUGUACACUCCAAUGACAACCCUGAAAUAUGCAGAUCCAAAUGGAGAUCUACCCAUUGAUAUAUUCUACAAAAUGGUUUUUCAUCAUGACAAAAUCUUCAGUGCAAGUCUUAACUUUAUCAAAUUGCUAAGGUGGAGAAGUAGAAAGAGCUUUGACCUGGGAAAACCCUCACAAUAA
Gavia stellata (red-throated loon) is the source of this 948-nucleotide messenger RNA. Its product is annotated as retinol dehydrogenase 8. Gene Ontology annotation, biological process: estrogen biosynthetic process. The coding region runs from base 1 to 948 and encodes 315 amino acids. NCBI's taxonomy places the organism in Eukaryota, Metazoa, Chordata, Aves, Gaviiformes, Gaviidae. The record is from RefSeq and is a predicted model, not a curated record. Gene Ontology annotation, molecular function: estradiol 17-beta-dehydrogenase [NAD(P)+] activity. The transcript has 6 exons. Gene Ontology annotation, cellular component: cytoplasm.